AUGUAUACUACAGAUAUACCCGCUAGACCUAACGAAAUUAGUUUAAGAGGAAAAGAAAUUCAAAAAGGAAUAAAGGCGAGACUGAGAGAAGCGUCAUUUAAUAUAAGCGGAGGAGUGAGUGGUCCUAUAGGCCAAAGCUUUGAGGGAGGGAGCUCUAAGUGCCUAUUGUUAUCCUUGCCCUUACCCCCGCCCUCUGAUGUCGACCAAUCAGCUACGGGAUUGCAAAAAGUCGAUCCACCAAUAGAGGGCAGAGACUGCAGGGUGGUGAGAGACCCACAGACCUUCAAAUCAAAGGGAUAUGGCUUCGUAUCUUUUGUCAAGAAAGCCACAGAACAGCAGAUACACUUCAUGUCAUGUGUAAUUGGAGCCUUUACUAAUCACAUCACAUCCCCUUCUGCUGUUGGCAGUGACAAUCCUGCUACAGCGAUACUGUUAUUGCUUUGGAAUCGUAUCUCAAAGGGAACGAAGCUGUUUCCUUAUUAA
Molecule: messenger RNA, 483 nt
Organism: Nezara viridula (southern green stink bug)
Lineage: Eukaryota; Metazoa; Arthropoda; Insecta; Hemiptera; Pentatomidae
Source: the annotation of a GenBank genome assembly